UAAAAGAAAGAGUCUCUUUUCAGGAGACUUGUAUGGAACCCACACUACUCUUUUGUUGUGUUUCCCCUUACGACAACAGCAAUGCCCCCAACAGUGACAGCUACAACAACAACAACAACGAUAGCGGGAACAGUAACUGUCCCUGACGACAAAGAAAACAACAAUUGGCCAGCUUUGCCUGAAAACAUGACAGCUCCUGUCAUUGGCAAUGUAAAGUCCAUUGCAUGGGAUGUCGCUUCUUUUUGGUCCAACAAACUUUAUGACCAGCUCGUUGAUCCCGCGAACCCUAAAGCAUACUAUAACCACCUUCUUAAAGUUGCAACGAAUUAUGAGCAAUGGGCCGAGGCUGCAGCCUUGUUAGACGAUCUCGAAGGCCUUGAUGCUUGGAAGCGCGAUCCAAUGGAUAAAGAAUACGACUGGGAACUUAUCCAGACUCGACUACAACAACUCCGUCGGGUCCGUGAAACCACGCAAAGCCAAUCGGCCAUGAUCUUUACACUGCGCACGAGCUUGAGCAGAAACUUGGGCGACAUGGGCAACUCUAAGCUGUACGCGCACAGCCGGAUCGGGACCAAGACAUUGAUCUCGUCGUAUAUCGAAGAAGUCGUUCGUCAACUCAACUGGGUUUGCGACGCACCGAGUCCAGAAUUGGACUUGCGCGCCAAACAUGAAUUCUUCAUGACCAUCCGUCAAAGCUUUGGUCGUACUGCACUACUGCUGAGUGGUGGUGGUACGUUGGGUCUGAAUCAUUUGGGGGUCAUCAAAUGCUUGCAUAGUGCGCGCUUGUUGCCACGCAUCAUAUCUGGUGCGUCGAGUGGAAGUAUCGUGGCAGCCAUGUUGUGUACCAAGACAGACGAAGAGAUUCCUUACAUGUUUAAUCCUACUGGGAUCAAAUUGGAUGUUUUCGAGCGAAACGGACAUCCGGAUACACCAUGGAUGAGACUACAGCGACUCAUGUCAAAAGGCCAAUUGUACGAUAUAGAGAUUCUGCAGGAUGCCAUGCGCUGUAACCUUGGUGAUAUGACAUUUCAGGAAGCAUUCAACCGCACACGAUGGAUUCUGAACAUUACAGUCAGCUCGUCCACUGUGUACGACAUGCCCCGCCUCUUAAAUUAUCUCACAGCCCCCGAUGUCAUUAUUUGGUCAGCCGUAGCGGUCUCAUGCUCGGUUCCUUUCUUUUAUGGCUCGUCACAAUUGUAUGCAAAGGACAAAAAUGGAAACAUAGUACCAUGGAAUCCAAGUGAGCAACUUUAUAUCGAUGGCUCAGUAGACAACGACCUACCGAUGAACAAGCUAUCCGAGCUAUUCAACGUCAACCACUUUAUUGUUUGUCAGGUGAACCCUCAUGUGAUACCCUUUCUUCCUAGAACAAAUUCCCCUUCCCGUGCACGGCAAGCUGCUGGUUUCUGUAUGCACAUGGCCAAAUCCGAAAUCCAGCAUCGUUGUACUCAGUUGACAGAGCUAGGCGUGGCACCCUCUUUCUUCAACAAAGUCCAAUCCAUCAUUUCACAGAAAUACUCGGGCGAUAUUACCAUCAUUCCCGAAGUGAGUUAUGGAGACUUUCUUAGAGUUCUUUCCAAUCCUACCAAUGAUGCUGUAAUGGAUGCUAUUAUCCGUGGUGAACGCGCAACGUGGCCAAAAAUUUCCAUUAUCAAGAACCAUUUACAGAUCGAACUCACGAUUGAUGCUAUCCUUUAUCGUCUUCGAUUAAAACGAUUAGCUGAAUUACCCUUCAAUACUGGGAAUGCAAGCAAUAGCACGCCGUUGAUCAGUUCGGUGUCUUCGACAACGUCAUCCCGGCCUACAUUGGAAAACAGAGCAUCGUCGCAUCUCGAUAUACCCAGAGGAAACCGAGAACGUCUAUCCGCUCAAAGAGGAUUGACCAUGACAGCACAGCGUGCAGAUAACAACAGCAGCAGCAGCAGCAGCAACAACGACACCAACAAUAAGACUGAGAAUAAUACAAAUGAUGCAUACAUAAUAGAAUGAUGAUGAUGAUGAUAAAAGCACAUUCGGGGCAUAUAUAAUAAAUGUAUUUCUUGUUUGGAAAAAAAAUUGGAUAACUGUACAUGAGGAGGGAAAUGAAGAUGAAAUGAUGAGGAUGAUGGUUAUGUUGUUGUUGUUGUUGUUGUUAUUGUUGUCAAAACAAGACAGAAAUUGUCAUCGCAUAAUAGCAUCGUCAUCGUCGCUAUUAUUGUUGCUGUUGUUGGUUUUGAGUUGUUGAUUUUCAUGUUGAAGUGCCUGGAUGCCAGUAGAAGUUAGAGCGGAAGGUUUCUGUAAAAGGAAAAUAAUGCUAAAUGUGGAUCUG
Messenger RNA from Zychaea mexicana, 2308 nucleotides. Its product is annotated as acyl transferase/acyl hydrolase/lysophospholipase. The transcript is spliced from 10 exons. Gene Ontology annotation, molecular function: triacylglycerol lipase activity. Gene Ontology annotation, biological process: lipid metabolic process. Lineage: Eukaryota; Fungi; Mucoromycota; Mucoromycetes; Mucorales; Lichtheimiaceae. The coding region runs from base 82 to 1989 and encodes 635 amino acids. The record is from RefSeq and is a predicted model, not a curated record.